Dermatophagoides farinae (American house dust mite) is the source of this 1012-nucleotide messenger RNA. Lineage: Eukaryota; Metazoa; Arthropoda; Arachnida; Sarcoptiformes; Pyroglyphidae. The record is from RefSeq and is a predicted model, not a curated record.
AAACUAAUCAUCACUUUUUUUCAGUUUCAUUGAAUGGAAUUGGCUGAAAAUAUAUAAAUUUGACAAUCAACAAUGGGAAACAACUUCAGUGCUUAAAUAGCCCGAAUUGAAUACACACAGCAAGAAAUUGUUUGUUGUUGUUGUUGUUGUUUUGAAAACAAAAAUUUUAUUUUAAAAAUGAAAUUUCUAUUAGGUUUCGCUGUUAUUGCCGCUGUCUUACCAGGAUUUUGGUGUGCAUGCAAAACAAUUGAAGAAUUAGAUCAAUGUGCAUAUGAGAUUAGUUUUUUGGCUAAUCGUAAUCUCAAAAUACCGACCAAUGAUGGUGAAGUUGUUGGCAUGUGUGAUAACGCUAAAAAAGGAUUAAAAUGUUUGGCUGAUCAUGCACGUGAAUGUGCUAAAGGUGCAUUGAAAUCAAUUACAAUCAAAGUGAUGAACGAUCUUGAAAAUCAUUUACAUACACGUUGUGAUAAUCCGGCUGAACGUGCUGAAUUCUUGAGACAUAUUGGUUGUUUUACUGAUAAUUCAAAAGCUGAUGCUGUACGAUUAUGUGCAGAUAAACAUAUGGUCAUGAUGGAAAAAGUAUCCAAUAUGCCUAAACCAUUAAGACUUGGUGGUGCCUGUUGCAGUUCACAUUCAUUACGCGAAUGUGCCAUCAAUCAUAUUACAAAUCUAUGCAGUGGUGAAACAGGCGAUUAUUUCAAUGAUAUGAUCAGUGAUAUUGCUGAAGAAAACAUUGAAUUAGUUUGUAAAGAAUAUUCAUCAUUGGAUAAAUGUGAUGCUAAAUAUGAUCCGGCCACAUGGACCGAUCUUAAAGCUAUUAUGGCAUCCGAAGAUGCAUCGAUGGUUGGUAAACAUCAAUACAAAACCAUUGUGCCGAUCAUUGUUAAAAUGCUUAAAGAAGCACGAAAAUGAUGACCUAAAUAUUAAUGAUGAUGAUGAUGAUGAUAAUGAUGAUGUUUCAUCUGUUGCACAUUCCGAUUCAAUUUCGAAAUUUAAAUUUACUACGCUAUAA